Staurois parvus is the source of this 338-nucleotide messenger RNA. The record is from the annotation of a GenBank genome assembly. NCBI's taxonomy places the organism in Eukaryota, Metazoa, Chordata, Amphibia, Anura, Ranidae.
ACAUGUACACUGAUCAUCAGUGUAGCCCCAGUAGUGCCACCUGUCAGUGCUCAUCCAUGUCACCUGCCAGUGCCCAUCAGUGCCAUAUCAAUGCCACAUUUCAGUGCCUACCAGUGCACAUCAAUGCCACAUAUCAGUGCCCAUCUGUGCUGCCUUUCAUUGUCACCCAUCAGUGCCAGUCAGUGCCGCCUAUCAGUGCCAGUCAGUGCCGCCUAUCAGUGCCAUGCCCAUCAGUGCCACCUAUCAGUGUCCAUCAGUGCAGCCUAUCAGUGCCCAUAACUGCAGAUUUAUUAGCGCACAUCAGUGAAGGAGAAAAAUCACUUAUUUACAAAAUUUUG